GCAAACGAAGCGGUUGGUGUCAAAUUGUUAAAGCGGAUGGAUAUCGGUUUUCUCCAAUAAAUAAAAACAAGUAAAAUUUUGUGAAGCAAAAUAAAUAACAAAAAGCAACAACAAUAAUAAUAUUACUGUUUUUGUUGUUGGCAAAACUCUACACACUUUUAUUAAUUCGUAUUGUGGUCUCGCUCUAACGCAUUCAUUUCAAACGUGGUUUUUACAAAGGUUUGUGCAAAAGUGAUUAAAACAAAAAACGGUGCUGAAGUAUAUUCCUUAAAAUAAUAAAAAAAAUCUAUCAUGGAAAUGGUUUAAUAAGCCAAAAUCUAUCUGUGUAAUAAAAACGCACAAAUGUUUUAUGAAAUCUAUAAGUGUUAAAGAAUAAUUUGGUUUUUUGUUCUAAAAAACCAAAAACUAAAAUUAAAUUAAAUAAAAAACCAGUUACAUUAACAAGAAAAAAAAACCUAAACAAGGUUUUUACACAAAAUUAACAAAAAAAAGAUUUAAAUUUUAACACUUAUUAAGAGGAAGAGGAGAGAACAAAUUUAAUUUUUUCAACAUGCCAGCCAUGGGUAGUGUUUGGAAACGUUUACAGCGUGUUAAUAAACGUGCUGCCAAAUUUCAAUUUACCGCUUCAUAUCAUGAACUACACCUGGAGACCACCGCCAAAUGGCGUCCUUCAAAUUUAUCAGUUGUUUGGACUAGACGUUCACGUCGCGUUGCCUCGGCACCGCUGCCUUGGGAACCCGAUAUGAUGAAUCCGCUGGUCGGUAAUGUCUCUUGGCCAGUUCCCGAUAAUCAUUGUAUAACAGUGACUCUCUUCAAGGAUCCCCGCACCCACGAAUUAGAAGAUAAAGAUUGGACUUUUGUCAUAGAAGAUAUAACUCCAAUGGGUAAAAAGCGUGUUUUAGCCAAUGCCAAUAUAAAUAUGCGUAAAUAUGCCAGUAUUGAGUCAACGCAACAAAGUUUUACCUUAAGUCUAAAACCGGUAUCACGUAAAGUGACUGCUGCCGAGAUAGAAUUAACCAUUAGCUGUGUAUUUUUGCGUGAAGGCAAAGCUACAGAUGAAGACAUGCAAAGUGUGGUCUCCUUAAUGUCUGUCAACAAUAACUGUGAUGUAGCACCUUUGGAUGAUUUGGAAGAUAUUCCAGAUUUAGAAAAUUCAGCCGAUAUUUCUGAUCAUUUGUAUGAUUUUACGCAGCAAUUGGAACAAAUGACUACCAGUCUAAAUGGUUGCAUGGAUUUACCAACGCCUUUGAGUGUACCUUCUUUGUCAGAAGAUCCAACUCCAUUGGCCGAAGUUAAUAAUUUAAAUUUUGAACUUGAAUCAGAUAAAUAUCCGUAUUCGCCCAUGAACGAGGAUAAUGGUGAUGAUUUCAAUGAGGAUCUAUUAAAAACACCAAGUGCUGCAGCAGCAACAACAACGGCAGCCGCCACAACACUGCCGACAACACAAACAGUUCCUAGCGAUGAACAAUUAGCGGACAAAGCAACGAAAUUCGAUUUUAAGCCAGCUAAAUUGGUAACCUCAACACCCAUAGCCAAAGUUAAUGACAAGAAAUCGGAGGAAGGCGGCCUGAUGAAGACAGAGCAGCGUGUACGUAAAGGUUUAAAAUUCCCCGAAGAAUAUGAGCAGCAACCACAACUGAAAACACAACAUGAAACCAAAGAAUCCUUCACACAGAAACAAGAGCAAGAUUCAUUUAACUCGUUGGAGUAUUCAUUUGAGAAAAUGAAAUCUCCCGAUUCUACACUAAAUGAAUCCACAGUAACCGCCUCGGAAAUUUCCAUAGAUGAGAAAACUAAAACGCCUACUACAAUUCUAAUGACUACAACAACAACUACUACGAAUAAUAAAACUCAGGACACCCCCAAAACCACAACAACAUCAGCAACAACAACAACGUCAAAAGAUAACGAUUUAUGUAAAGAUUCUCACAAGGAUAUGGCGGCAAUUAAUCAAAAAUCCGAAAAUAAACGUCCUGAGUUGCAACCUUUGAACCUUAAGAAAUCCUAUGAAUCUAUAGAACCAUCUCCUGUACCCGCUCCAACCACUAACAAUAACCAUAAUAGCAAUUCCAACAAUUCGAAUGGCUAUCUAUCGGUGAACUCACAUCAUCUGCAUAAUAACACAACCAACACAAAUAACUCAUCAUCGAAACCUGUCGAAAAGAUUAUACUCAAAGAGAAUACUCCCGGUCAAGAUUUACUGGAAUGGUGCAAAGAAGUUACCAAAGAUUAUCCAAAUGUUAAGGUUACCAAUCUGACGACCAGUUGGCGCAAUGGCAUGGCCUUCUGUGCCAUUAUUCAUCAUUUUGAACCAAGUUUAAUAGACAUGUCUAAACUUACACCUCAUGAUGUGGUGGGUAAUUGUCGCAUAGCAUUCGAUGCGGCUGAAUCAUUGGGCAUACCACGUGUCAUUGAGCCACGUGAUAUGAGUUUAUUGGCCGUACCCGAUAAAUUGGCAGUCAUGACGUAUUUACAUCAAAUGCGUGCUCACUUUACUGGCAAACAACUGCAAAUUGAACAAAUUGGUCCCACAUCCGACGAAUCUAGCUAUGUUAUUGGCAAUUAUAAAACUGACAAUCUGUCAUCACAAAAUUUACUCAAUUUAUCACAUUUGAAAGCACAACUCUUACAUCAGAAUUCUUUGGAUGACGAUAUCUUUGGCCUCGACAGUAAUAAAUCACAAUUAUCGCCAACGGUCAAGAAAGAUGUUAAGAAUUUAAUAUUGUCCGGUUCAAAGAGUAUACUGGGUAAGGUGUUGUCGCCCACCAAGGAUAAAAAUACCAUAAAUGCUUCGCAGCAUUCUAAUUUGAGUAAUAUGGCCGUGACCACACCCUCUUCGCCUUUAAUCGAGGAUAAUAAUGUGGCAUUGGAUGAUGCGAAUGAAAUGGAGAAAUUAAAUUCUUCGAAUCAAGAAAAUAUCUCCUUUAAUGCACAACAACCGGUGAAGGAACCCUCCUCACCCACAGCUUUAGAUCCAAAUACUACAAAUAAAAUUUUAUCACGUCAUAAAGAACAAAGUGAAAAGGCUCGUAUCAUGAUGGAGAAAUUAAGAAUUUCUCAAAAUGAUAAAACUAAUCAUGAUGAGGAACGUCAGCAACGUUUAAGAGAACAAGCCAGACGUUUAAUACUCGAAACACGCAACAAAACCUCCAACAACAGUAGUUUGGAAAGUCCCACAUCACCCACAAAACCAAAACGCUACAAUUUCACCUCAGAACGCACGAUUUCGCCGAUCAACAAUACGCUCGAGUUAGAUGAGAAUGUUUCCACAUCGCCGAAACAGCAAUUAUCGCCAACGAAGAGAAUAACACCACCACGUGAUAAUGACAACAGUAGUAGUAGUAUAAAUAAAUUAAGUCCUAGUCAUAGAUUAAGUUUAACCAACGGUGGCAGUACUUUACAAUCCUUCAAUAAUGUUAUGGAUAGAAUAGCAACACCAAAGACCGAAAAUAUGGGCGAAAAACUCUCCUAUAUACAAUCCGAAUUGGAGGCCCUGGAACGUGAACAGGUGGCGGUGGAUCAAAAGGCCAACAGUUUGGAGAAGAAACUGCGCGCUGUUAUGGGCGGCAAACCAAGUAAUAAUAGAACUAAACAAAAUUCAUUUAUUAGAUUAAUACGCAAUAGUAUUGGUGGUGGUGAAACUAUACGCAUUAAACUGUUAGAUAUAGAAAAUGGUGAACUGUCGCUUACGCCCACGGGUAGUACAGAUUCAUCCACAGCUUCCUCUUCAUCCUCUGUUUCAAGUGAUGAUGAUGAUGUUCAUUUAAGACCUCAUGUAGUUGGUAAUACCAGACGUUUGCGUAAACGUCAACAUCCCCAUAUUAAAAGACAACGUUCACAAUCAUGUGUUGUUGAAUUGGAACAUCACGAAAAAGAUUCCACAACUGCAACCACACAUAAUAUACAUCAAAAUAAUAAUAGUAAUUGUAAAAACAAUAAUAAUAACAUGAACAGUAACAAUAAUCAUAAUACAUCAUCAAUGAUAACUGCUACCUCAACACAGCCCUAUAGUAUAUUAUCCUCAGCUUCGUCCAAUCAUUCCUCUUGUGAUAAUUUCAAAAUCUGUAGUGAUGAAGAAGAACAGCAAGUAGUCAAAAGACGUCAUAGAAGACGUUCCACAUCUCAAAGAAGAUCAAGAAGUAGAAGCAAAUGUGGUGGCGUUACCGAAGAAACGGAAGAACAAUUAUUAUCUCAAUGGUUUACUUUGGUUAACAAAAAGAAUGCUUUAAUACGCCGACAAAUGCAAUUGAAUUUACACGAAAAAGAAUGUGAAUUGGAACACAAGUAUAAUCUGCUAAAGGAGGAGCUGCGUGCUGCUCAAUCGGUGGAAGAUUGGCGCAAAACCGAAGCUCAGCGUGAGAAGGAACGUGUGCUUUUGGACAAAUUGGUGGCAAUUGUGGACAAACGUAAUGAAUUGGUGCAGUGUUUACACAAUGAGGAACAAGCUAUCGAGGAUGAUCAUGAAAUUGCUCGCAAUCUGGAACAAGUGAAUAUAAGUGGCAAUAAUGAAAAAUGUGUAAUAUCUUAAAGAGCCAGCCGUCACUUAAGCUAAAAAUAGAAUCGAAUAAACCACAAAUAUAACUACAACAAAAACAACAUCCAAACGGAACUCAAGAGACUUCCAUGACUGUGUGUUAAAACCAAAACAACCAAACAACAACAACAACCGCAUCAAUUUAUUUUUUUUUUUUAAACAAAUGACAAAAACGGCGUUUAAAUAUUGAAAACAAACCAGCAAAACAAAAUUAACUUUAAGUUUCUGUCUUUUUUUUUAAAACAAAACAAAACUAAGCGUGCAAACAAAAUGUUCACAGAUUUCCAAACGAAAUGAAAAUCUUUAUGUGUCUAGCUUUAUAUAUUUUAUAAAAUAUAUAUAUAUAUAUAUAUAUACUUAUAUAUUUAAUCAAUAAUAAUUAACAAUUAAAUCAUCAUUUAAAAGAAAAAUUAUUUACGAAACUCUAAAAAGAAAGUAUAACGAUUUAUAAACUACACAAUAAAUGAACAAAAAAAUAAAAACAAGGAUUUGAAAAAAAAAAAUAACAAUAUUUUGAACAGUAAACAUUAAAAAUACCAAAAAUUAAUACAAAAAAGAAAACUAUUUUGAACAUAAAACUGAAAAUAAAGAAACACAAAAAUAUUUUUCGGUAAAAAGUUUCGGAAACCAAAUAAAUAAAUAAAAAAGAAAUCUAUAAAACCUAAAGUUAUAAAUGAAAAACAGAAUUUCAAACAUAUAUAUUUAAAAACAUACGUCCGUUAGCUAUUUAAGUCUUGAAAGAAACAAACAAAACACAGAUACUUACUUACAUAUAUCAUGAUAUUUAAUUAUAAACCUAUAUAAAACAAUAAAAACCGUUUUUAUUUUAUCUUUUUUUUUAAUUUCUCUUUUAAAUUUAAAAGAAUUGUGCCAUUUUUAUUUCUUUUUUUCGCUCAACCAGAUACUCACUUUUAAAUUGUUUUAUUUUAAAAUCCCGUUUUUUCAAUAAUAACAAGAAAAAUAAUUUAAAGUUUUGUACAUUUUGUUUUUUUAAAAAAAUAAUUUGCUUCUCACCAAAUAUUUUAUGUUUUGUAAAGAAAGUAAUGAAAUAAAAAUAUAAACAAUUAUAUUUAAGUUUAAGUUUUAAUUUUAGUUUAAGAAAAACUAACUAUCAUCUGUUAAAAGAAAACUAGAAACAUCUAACUAAGUGUGAUCCUAUUUAUAAUUCGUGUUUAUAACAAAUUUAAUUUAUUUAACUGAUUUUAUUUGGUACCUUUAUUUUUAGUUAAUUUUAGUUUUAAUUUAUAGUUAGUUAUUCCUAAGUUAAGUUGUGUAUAUUUUUUUUUUUUUAUUUAAUUUUUCGUGUAUAAAAUGAAUUCUCUCCUGCUUUUUUAUGUAAUUUAUAUUUACAUUUAAUCAUUUUUUUAUUAUUCCUUAAAGAAAAUUAAUUUAAAUGAAAGCAUACAUAAUUUUUAGCGUUUCUUAGCUAUGGUAUAACUUAAAGAAAAUACAAAAACAGUGUUUAUUUCGCAUUAAUUAAAACAAGAAAUUAAUAAUAAUUACAAAAUUAUCUGACAAAAAUAAAUGAAAAAAAAAAACUGAAAACUGAAAUAAACCAGAAAUUAUAUUUAUCAAAUGAUAAUAAAGAAAGAA
This is a messenger RNA of Calliphora vicina (urban bluebottle blowfly), 6127 nucleotides long. It is a transcript of the gene Ehbp1, whose product is annotated as Eps15 homology domain containing protein-binding protein 1. Gene Ontology annotation, molecular function: protein binding. The transcript is spliced from 14 exons. The record is from RefSeq and is a predicted model, not a curated record. Gene Ontology annotation, biological process: actin cytoskeleton organization. The coding region runs from base 551 to 4528 and encodes 1325 amino acids. Gene Ontology annotation, cellular component: filamentous actin; microtubule organizing center. NCBI's taxonomy places the organism in Eukaryota, Metazoa, Arthropoda, Insecta, Diptera, Calliphoridae.